AUGAAGAGCUCUAUUUUCGCCGCCGCUGCCAUCGUGGGCUCUGCCCUGGCUGACGGUAACCUCCACCGUCGUCAUGACGCUCUCCACCAGAAGCGUGCUGUCGCCGUUCCUGGCCCUGCCUCCGCUUCCCCCUCGGCCUCGACCGUUGCUCCCCUGAACCCCGCCGAGGAGACUUGUGGCUGCGUGACCAAGGUCAUCACUUACUACGGCUCGCCCACCUUGGUGCCCAUUCCCCAGACUUCUUCCUCCACCAUUGAGGAAUCCACCAGCACUCUCACCAGCACUAUUCACUCCACCAGCACCCUCACCAGCACCGUGACCGUGACUCCCUCCGUGGCUGCUACUACUUCCGUGGCUCCUACCACCUCUGUGGCCCCGACUACCUCCGCCACUCCUACCCCGGCCACUUCCACCGUCUACGUGAGCUUGCCCACCAAUGGUGUCACCAGCUACUCCUCCACUGGUACUUACACCAUCCCCGCCACCACCAUUGUUGUCACCGACACUACCACUGUCUGUGGUGCUACCACUACCGCCCUUACCAGCGGUACCAACACCGUUGGAGCUGUCACCACUGUUGUCUCCACUGGCACCACCGUGACUUGCCCCUACGCCACUGUCAAGACCACCGGUACCACCGUGACCAGCGUCAUUGAGUACACCACCUACACUUGCCCCGUUGCUGGUACCUACACCGUUGUCCCCGGUACCACCACCGUGGUUCCCACCGACACCACCGUUGUCUACCCCACUGCCUCUACCAUCACCCCCGGUACCUACACUCAGCCCGAGACCACCAUCACUGUCACUGAGACCGAUACCACCUACUACUGCCCCUUCGCUACUAGCACUGGCCUUGCUUCUGCUACCGCCGCCGCCGUCCCCACCACCACUGCUGCCCCCGCUGUCGCCGCUACCACCACCGUCGCUGCCGCUGCCACCUCUAGCACUACCGCCGCCGCCACUGCCAGCAGCACCUCUACUCUCACCGGUGCCGGCAAGUACGGUAUGACUUUCUCUCCUUACACCGACAGCGGUGACUGCAUGACCCAGGAGGAGGUCACCAAGAACGUCAAGGUCAUCUCCGAGAAGGGCUUUGAUCUCAUCCGUAUCUACUCUACUGACUGCAGCGGUCUUGAGUUCAUCGGUAACGCCGCCAAGGAGUUCGGCAUGAACCUCAUCCUCGGUGUCUACAUUGAAAGCACUGGUACCUCCGGUGCCCAGGAGCAGGUUGAGGCCAUUGCCAAGUGGGCUCAGUGGAGCAUGGUUGAGUUGAUUGUUGUUGGUAACGAGGCUGUCUCCGAUGGAUACGUCACUGCCGCUCAGCUUGCCAGCUUCAUUACUUCCUCCAAGUCUAGCUUCGAGUCUGCCGGUUACACUGGCCAGGUCACCACCACCGAACCCAUUGACAUCUGGCAAGAGUAUGGUUCUUCCACCCUCUGCUCCCCCGUUGACAUUGUCGGUGCCAACAUCCACCCCUUCUUCAACGCCCAGACCACUGCCGCCCAGGCCGGUGCUUUCGCUCUGAGCGAGUACAAGAUCCUUGAGGGCAUCUGUGGUAAGGAUGUUGUCAACCUCGAGACUGGCUGGCCCAACGCUGGUGACGCCAACGGUGCCGCCGUUCCCGGUGUCUCUGAGCAGGAGACUGCCGUCAAGGGAAUUGCCAGCGCCAUUGGCUCCAAGUCCAUCUUCUUCUCUUACGCUGACGACGCCUGGAAGGCGCCUGGUGAAUUUGAUGUGGAGAAUCACUGGGGUUGCGCUAGUGUCUUCGAAUAA
Penicillium verhagenii is the source of this 1776-nucleotide messenger RNA. It is a transcript of the gene btgE, whose product is annotated as putative cell wall glucanase (Scw11). The transcript has a single exon. The coding region runs from base 1 to 1776 and encodes 591 amino acids. The record is from RefSeq and is a predicted model, not a curated record. Gene Ontology annotation, biological process: cell wall organization. Lineage: Eukaryota; Fungi; Ascomycota; Eurotiomycetes; Eurotiales; Aspergillaceae. Gene Ontology annotation, cellular component: fungal-type cell wall; cell surface; extracellular region. Gene Ontology annotation, molecular function: 1,3-beta-glucanosyltransferase activity; glucan endo-1,3-beta-D-glucosidase activity.